Molecule: messenger RNA, 1799 nt
Organism: Panicum virgatum (switchgrass)
Lineage: Eukaryota; Viridiplantae; Streptophyta; Magnoliopsida; Poales; Poaceae
Product: N-acetyl-D-glucosamine kinase-like
Exons: 7
Coding region: 429-1469 (346 amino acids)
Source: RefSeq, a predicted model, not a curated record
UCAUCAGCGCACGUAUCCCGGACCGGCAGUAAUACGGCUCAGCAGCCGUAGCCGUGAAGAAACAGAGACAUUUCUCUUGCUCUCACCAAGCGGCCAGACAAGCAAACAAACGCAAAAAGGUUGGAACCGGAGAGGCCUCCGGCGAAACCAAGUAAACAACUCGGCCGUCGCGCCAUUGACCGCGCGUGCGGACAGCCGCCCUCCGAAUUCCUCCGUCGUCUUCCUCCCCGUCCCUUUCGCCUCGACUAGACAUCCCUAAUACGUACACAUAUAUGGAGCGAAGCUCACCUCAGCUGCAGACUAGGAGUUAGUGGCCGGAGAAGAUUCCUCUUCCUCUUCUUCUUCGUCUUCCUCAGGGAGAAGCUCACCUCAGGCAGGGUGUCCUUCUCCUUCUAGUGUCCGCGGGAGUGGAGUGUUAGCUGAUCAGGAUGCAGCGGCACACGGGACGGGACAUGUGGGACGCGGAGGAGUGCCAGAGCCCGCGCAUGGGCAGCGUCAUCCUCGGCGUCGACGGCGGCGCCAGCAACACCGUCUGCGUCUGCAUCCCUGCCGCCAUGCCCUUCAACGACCCGCUGCCUGUGCUCUCACGCACCGUCGCGGGAUGCUCCAACCACAACUCCGUCGGAGAGGACAGAGCAAGGGAGACCCUGGAGAGAGUGAUGUCGCAGGCGCUGCUCAAGGCACGCCGAAGACGAUCAAACGUGUGCGCCGUCUGCUUGGCCGUAGCAGGCGUCAACCAUCCAAUCGAUCAGCAGAGAAUGCUGGAUUGGCUCAGGGAGAUUUUCCCAAGCCAUGUCAAGCUGUUUGUCGAGAACGACGCGGUGGCAGCAUUAGCAAGUGGAACCAUGGGCAAGCUCCACGGGUGCGUGCUGAUCGCAGGGACAGGGACGAUAGCUUAUGGGUUCACCAGCGAUGGCAGGGAAGCCCGAGCAGCAGGUGCAGGGCCGGUUCUAGGUGACUGGGGCAGUGGGUAUGGGAUUUCUGCACAGGCAAUGACAGCGGUGGUCAGAGCUUAUGAUGGCAGGGGUCCUGAAACGGUGCUUACAAACAACAUCCUUGAUUUUCUUGGGCUGGCAUCACCAGACGAAUUGAUAGGAUGGACAUAUGAAGACCAAUCGUGGGCUCGGAUUGCUGACCUUCUUCCAGUUGUGGUAGAAUCUGCUGAGAGUGGUGAUGAGGUGGCAAACAAGAUCCUACACAAUUCAGUUGGUGAACUAGCUUCCAGUGUCAAAGCUGUAGUGCAAAGGCUUGAACUUGGUGGUGAAGAUGGCAAACAUCCAUUUCCACUUGUUAUGGUUGGCAAAGUCCUUGAGGCAAACAAGAGGUGGGACAUUGGAAAAGAAGUGAUAGAUUGUGUUACAAAACAUUACCCAGGUGCUUAUCCAAUACACCCUAAGGAGAAGAUUUUAUUGACACGGGGAAGCAAAAUUUGUGCUGUGUAUAUGGCUAUAUGCUUGAAAAGUACCUAAUAAACACAGUUUACAAACUGACACAUCUUCAGACCCUACUAUGAAAUUUCGUAAGUCAAUAUCCAUGAACUCAUAUCUGAUUGUACCUGCAGGUGGAGCCAGCAGUUGGUGCAGCAUUAUUAGCAUGGAAUGCUAUAGCAAGCGAAUUAGAUGGCGAUAUUAGAAAUGUUCAAUAAUGAAACUUUCUACACAUUAUUGUAUAUUAUGUUAGCGUCAAACCUUCACCUAGCAUUUUCCAUUUGCUGUAACAGAUUGCAUGAAAAGGUUGUAACCUUGUCAAGAUAAGAAAAUUUUACCACGAAAUCUGGUUUAAUGGGAGUUUCUUUGACA